Rotaria sordida is the source of this 1128-nucleotide messenger RNA. The record is from the annotation of a GenBank genome assembly. Lineage: Eukaryota; Metazoa; Rotifera; Eurotatoria; Philodinida; Philodinidae.
AUGCAUCAACGGCAAGAACAACAACAUCAGGAGCAACAGAUAAACGAAACACAACAUGUACAUUCGAACUCGGCCAAUUCACCCCAUGCGAUUUUGACACGUUCGGAUUCGACUACGACAGUUAUUUUGGAGGAAGAGGAGACUCGUACAUGUCGCCGGACUGGUCCCCCAACUCUUUCAUCUGCAGCAUGGGCGAGCCUCAGUUUUCAACUACGUUCCUUCCUGAAGACAAGUGGCCUAUUUAACAAAGAUUUUGAAUCAUCUGAGAAGUUGAACGAGCUAUUUGCAAAUGGUAAUGAAUUUUCUCUACAAAAAUUAUUAAGUGAAGUUGGUGCUAAUGAUACAAAUAUUGAUAUGAAUGAAUUAAUAAAAUUUGAUUCAACAAAAUUUCCCGAUUCACGAACACUUAGUGAAUUUUUACGAUCUGAAUCAUUUGAUCAACUAAUCGCAUCAGCGAUAAAUAAUACAGAUGUUUCAUCAAAUCCACCUGCAAUUGCUUGUUCAACAACAUCAUUUUCUGAACUUCGACCUGUAUCACCUGAAUUAACAACCAAUAAUAUAUAUCACACAGAAUCCGAUCAAUUAAAACCCGAAUCCAAUAAUGCAUUACUUUAUACUCAAAUGAAUUCAUUUGAUUCAUUAACAUCAAUGACAGAUCCUUCACAAUAUGAUUUUAAUCAAGGCGCACUAAAUGCUUUUGAACAUGAUCAUGCUUUUCUCUCUAAACGAGCACCGAUUAUUGAUACACCAAAAACAACAAAUUCUAAACGAACACCUGUACGUGGAUCUCGUCGAACAUCAUCACGACUCCAAUCACGUGCUGUAUGUUUAACAUCACCAGAAAGUACCUCAACAAACACUAAACAUUCUCGUAAUGUCAAUCGAGCAACAGAUAUUAAAACAUCUGAUGAUUUAUCAUAUUAUUUGGAACGACGUCGAAAAAAUAAUGAAGCAUCAAAAAUGUCUCGAGCUGCUCGAAAACAAAAAUUUGGUGAUAUGGAUCAUCAAUGUGAAGAGUAUGAACGUGUUAAUGCUGAACUUCGUAUGAAAAUUGCAACACUUGAAACAGUAACAGCUACACUGAAAAGUGGACUUGUUAAUAAUUUCCAACGAAAACCUGGUGUUUAA